Molecule: messenger RNA, 295 nt
Organism: Dentiscutata heterogama
Lineage: Eukaryota; Fungi; Glomeromycota; Glomeromycetes; Diversisporales; Gigasporaceae
Source: the annotation of a GenBank genome assembly
UGCUAUGAUUUCUGAUAUCAAUGAACAUUUAUUUCUAUUGGAUAAUCAAGAACAUUUAGCAUUAAAUAGUCAAGAACAUUUACUAUCAAAUGAUCAAGAAACUAUUCUACUAGAAGUUGAUAAUAUACUUUUAAUUUCGAAAGUCAUUAAUCUUACUAAUAUAUUAUUUGACAGUGACAGCCAAUUGCAAGUUAAUAAAUCAGCAAAAAGUUCAAAUUCACUUGGAAAUAUGAAUUAUAAUAUAAACGAUUUAAUAAAUAGAAUAUUCGAAAUAAAUAGUAAAUUCAAUUUGUAA